This is a messenger RNA of Penicillium angulare, 1221 nucleotides long. Its product is annotated as LysM peptidoglycan-binding domain-containing protein. The coding region runs from base 1 to 1221 and encodes 406 amino acids. Lineage: Eukaryota; Fungi; Ascomycota; Eurotiomycetes; Eurotiales; Aspergillaceae. The record is from RefSeq and is a predicted model, not a curated record. The transcript has 2 exons.
AUGAAGACUGCAAUCUUAUCACCUGUGGGCAUCUUCGGAUGGCUCACAAUAGCAACAUUAGUACUCGGCACUAGUAAUGCUUUUUGGCCAUCGUGGGCUAUGAUCAAGAGAACCACAUCUACUCUUCCACCCCAGGCCAGCAGUAAUGGUAUCUGCUAUACUUAUACUGUUCAAGCGUCCGAAACAUGCCAAACUAUUGCGUCGCAAUAUGAGAUCACUGCGGCUGAAAUCGAGACUUAUAACAGCGAAACCUGGAACUGGACAGGAUGUGCUAGCAUUGAACAAGGUGAAUUUAUUUGUCUUAGCUCCGGACAACCACCGAUGCCUGUUGCUCUCCCACAAGCUACUUGUGGUCCUCAGGUCCCAGGCACCGUUCGACCAAAUGAUUAUUCAAUCCUUUCUUCAUUGAAUCCGUGUCCUGGUGGUCAAUGUUGUGUGAUGGGAGGGUAUUGUCUCUCAGAUUCAACUUCAUGCGCAUCAAAGAACUGCAUCUCGAAUUGUGGGAAAGGAUCGACCGAUGCCACCACCAAAUCAGUUGAGACGGAUACCCAGUCAGCUCAAUCCACCAGUGAACCUCAGGCUGAGUUUACUUCAACCAAAGUCGAUACCACCACUCAGUCUAUAUCUACAUCAGAUAUCACAACAGAACAACCAAGUUCAAGUUCUACAUUCCAUACUACAACAUCUGAUACUACAACCUCCCACACUUCUACUACCUCCCAUACUACCACCACCUCUCAUACUUCUACCACCUCCCACACAUCCACCUCCACCUCAACCAAAACAACCACAACCACAACAAGCUCAAGCACAACCAGCACCGAGUCCAUCCCAACCCCCACCUGGGCUCUUACAGGAUACUCCGGCAUGAAUUGCGACGGAGAUUACUACGUCAUAGCCGGCACCGGCGCAGCAGACUCUACAUGCAUAGUCCUUCAAGAGGAACACCCAACAAUGAUUAUAGAAGGAACAGACUUUUCCUGUGGCUUCUACACCGACAACGGGAUUAACUGGGCUAAUUGUGCGGAAGGCCUAGAGGUAACCGUUUGGUCUUGGAUGAUGGACGGGGGUAAUUGUGUUGCGUAUACAAAUACGGAUUGUACAAAAAACGAUUGGUCGGUUACUGUUUCUCAGCUUGAGGAAUGUAAGGGUAAUAGUAUGUAUAAGUUUAACAGUGAGGAGAUUUGGAAAUCGGUGAAGUGUACGAUAGACUUCACGUAG